Molecule: messenger RNA, 1040 nt
Organism: Varroa destructor (honeybee mite)
Lineage: Eukaryota; Metazoa; Arthropoda; Arachnida; Mesostigmata; Varroidae
Source: RefSeq, a predicted model, not a curated record
AAACAUAAAUCAUGCUGCCGAGCGUUCAGAGACAACGAAGUCACAACCUUCAAUGUCUGCUUGCUCAGAUGAUUGCUUCCCUCAAGUGGCUCAACAUUCUCGCAAAGUGUACACAGGGUCGCUAGGCACACAACUUUCCGCCUAUUGUAGCCUCCUACGCCUUUAAAUUUCACACGUGCACAAGCGUCCUCACAAUCCAUUCAGUGCUGAGUGACUGACAAUACAACUAUUAGCAGUGUAGCGUCUUCUCUGAACAGAACAAAAUUGCAAACUAUCAGUAAGGACAAUGCACCUGUUGCUAGCGUCAGCUUUUCUCGCAUUUAUCGCGGUUGUGGAUGGUCAACAAUGUUCUUUGAAAGAUAGAGGGUUCAGGCAGUGUGUAGCCAAUUAUACCAACUGGGUGCAGGUUCAGCUAGCCCAAGUCAGAGAUGCCUCAAUUCGGGCAAUCAGCAAGCUUCCCGAACCUUUAGAUAAAGCAAUCCAGUUACACGAAGCUGCUUUAAGACGGCAUCUCGGAAAACGCGAAAUUGACCAGCCCGAAAGCGAACUGCGCAUGGAAGACGCUGCUGCGGAGAACCGCCAACGUGAUGAUAACGCCAGGGCUUGGGUUAAGUUCAGAAAUGACGUUUGUCGUAUUGUCGAUAAAGCCAUUGCAAACGGAAGCCGCCAGUUAUCGGAUGGCGUGAGAAUCAUGGAGCAUGACAAGGGCACAUAUGACGUCCGAUCGCUCGUUUGUAUCUAUAGUAGCGUGAGUUCUAUCAACGCUAAGGGUGACGAAGCGCUUCAAAUUUUCUAUAGGACGCUCCCUGUGGAUCGCAGGGUUCUUUAUGAAAGGGCCGUCGCAUUCCAACUGUGGAUCAUGGCCCUUAAAAUCGCCGAUAUCCAGAAAAAUUUGGAGAAACAAGCCCAGGAUUGCUAUAUGCUUCUCACCUAACUAUCUGGAAAUUUUCUGCAGCGGUCAGUACAGUAGAUGAUGACUACGGUAGAACAUGACGAUGGAGUAUAGAGAAGUCAAUAGUUAGUUUAUACAAUAAAUUCAC